GCCCUGCAGCACUCGAGAACUUGCAACCACUUAUCGUGUGCAUGAGCUAACGCUUGGCGCCAAAUCUACCUGAACGUCAUGCCCUCUCCGUCCCCAGACUUCUUUCCACUCUCUCUACAUCAAUAACACUUUUCCGAUCAGCCACAUCACAACUCGACUAAGAGCUAGGCUGUGCCCAUUGAUGGACUCGUUUUCUACAGCACUACGCUGCGAAUGGCGACCUGCAGUAGAGCUCACGCCUCCUGCAAGGGUCAGGCAUCGCUACACCGUGGGGGCUGAACAUCGACACAGCCUCAGGACCGCUGCAAGCUUACAUUCAUUUCGUCGCUAUCCUGCCUUCCGGCCUUCUCACGCUUUUACCUUUUAUCUCCAGCCGCGCCAACCUAGCAGCCUCGGUUCUAGCUUACGAUGGCCGAAGUCGUGGGGCUUGCAGCCAGCAUCAUCCAGAUUGGCGGCGCAGGCACAAAGCUGUCAAUCGAGCUUUACAACUUCAUCAGCACAGCUGCGCGUGCGGAUAGCGAGAUCACAAACAUUGCUGGAGACGUAAAGCUAACAUCCAAGGUGUUGGGCGACGUUGGAAAAGUGCUCGUUAGCGAUGAUGCCAAGAAGCUGGUAAACCAAGACGCAAUUCAGCAUGCGAAAGAACUAAUCAGGCAAUGCGAAGAGGUCUUCAACGAGCUUUCUGAUGUCGUCGAGAAGGGCAGAAAGCCAGGAACAGAUGGAAAGUCGCGCGUUAGCUUCAGGGCGAAGAUGGGCUGGCCUAUGAAAGAGCAGCGAGUCGAGCUUCUGCGCAGAAGGCUGGAGACACUGAAGAGUAGUCUACUGGUGCUCUUCUAUGUGUUGCAGUUGGCACACGACAAGGCCAGAGGGUACAUCCACUUCCAGAUAGACAAGGUCGAUUUUGCUAACAUCACAACAGCGACGUUGAAGCUGCCGCACUGGAAGAACAGCGAAAGCAGAUUCGGGAACUAUAUCAGCAGCAACAAGACUCGCUCAGAAUUCUCAAAGCGCUCGAACGAAAAAUAUGCGUGGACAAGGCUGUUGAUGGUGGCCCAUCACAAGACCCUAAUGCACCUGUGCCAUCAAGUCCGGGCAGCCUGACUAUCUCGACAGCGGCACCACCAGUUUCGACAGCUCACGAGCAAGUCAAAGGAAACGACUAUGCAAUGUGUCUCUUCAAAAACCUUGGCCCUGAUACAUCUGACAGCGAAGCAAUUACUACAGAUGACGAAGGCGAGCACUUGACGCUCGACGAACUUGCUGAAUGUGCGACCCAAGUUCAGAAGCUACUCAGACGUAUCAUGACGCUACAAGAAAUCCUUAAGAGCGGCAUAGCUGUGGACCAUCAUCGCAAAAGACGGAUGCAUAAGGUCUAUCAGCGCUUUUGUCGCAAGUUCGAG
Molecule: messenger RNA, 1400 nt
Organism: Macroventuria anomochaeta
Lineage: Eukaryota; Fungi; Ascomycota; Dothideomycetes; Pleosporales; Didymellaceae
Exons: 1
Coding region: 409-1101 (230 amino acids)
Biological process (GO): regulation of DNA-templated transcription
Source: RefSeq, a predicted model, not a curated record